Messenger RNA from Menidia menidia (Atlantic silverside), 1936 nucleotides. The record is from the annotation of a GenBank genome assembly. NCBI's taxonomy places the organism in Eukaryota, Metazoa, Chordata, Actinopteri, Atheriniformes, Atherinopsidae.
UAAAUACUUGUUGGAUGUUUCUGAGUUUUUUUUAUUUAAUUUAAAAAAACUUUUGUCAGUUUUGUCACGAGCUUCCGGUUUUAGUUUGAAACGACCCAACCGGAAGAAGUGUUCACGUAGGUGUGUUUUGAAGACCAGCGACGACCUCAGACGUCUCAGACGCAGAAGAUAGACUCAGAACGUCUCCACGAAACCGGCUCCAGCUCCUUAGAGGCCGCGUUCAGCGCCGCCAUGUCUUCCGACCUGCUGGUAGAUUUGGGGGAAGACCCCGCCACCGCCCAGCUGGGACAGCUGAAGCUGGCCACUCUGGAGGACCAGCAGUGGCCGGCAGAUGAGACCCCGCUGAGCAAGUCAGGUGACGACAACUUCGGCCGGAAGGUGAUCGUGUUCAACGCGUGCAGAAUGCCCCCCCACCACCAACUGGACCAUCACAAGCUGCUGAUGUAUCUCAAAGGAACGCUGGACCAGUAUGUGGAAAGUGACUACACUCUGAUCUACUUCCACCACGGGCUGACCAGCGAAAACAAGCCAUCCCUCAGCUGGCUCCGAGAUGCAUACAGGGAAUUUGACAGAAAGUAUAAGAAGAACAUUAAGGCCCUCUACAUCGUCCAUCCCACCAUGUUCAUCAAGACCCUCCUGAUCCUUUUCAAACCAAUAAUCAGCUUUAAGUUUGGACGAAAGCUCAACUACGUGAGCUAUCUGAGCGAACUGGAGGACGUGGUCAAGUGUGACCAGCUGCUGAUUCCCGCACGUGUCAGAGAGUAUGACAACAAAUUGAGAGCGUCUUUGAAACCGGCCACUCAGCCCCCGACGUCUCCUCUUCAUAGUCCCCCGCUUCCCGGUCAGGUGUUCGGAGUUUCACUCACGCUGUUGAGACAGAGGAGCCCAGACGAUGACCCGGUGCCCGUGAGCUUUAUCCUGUACGUGAGGUUACUUCAUCUUGCUUUUCUGUGUUCGCUCGCGGCAGGUUUGGAGAUCGAGGGGAUCUUCAGGCGGUCUGCCAAUGUGACGCUGGUGAAGGAGGUCCAGCUCAAGUACAACUCAGGCGAAACGGUCAAUUUCAGCGAGAUGGAAGACGUCCACCUGGCCGCCGUGAUCCUGAAGACGUUUCUGAGGGAGCUGCCCGAGCCUCUGCUGACCUUCCAGCUCUACAACGACAUCGUCAACUUCACCUCCGUGUCCAGCGACAACCAAGUGGACGUCAUGAGAAAUCUGCUGGACUCCCUCCCAGAGGAAAAUCGCGCCUCGCUGCGAUACCUCAUCACGUUCCUGGCACAGGUGUCGGCCAACAGCGAGGUGAACAAGAUGACCAACAGCAACCUGGCCGUGGUGUUCGGGCCAAACCUGCUCUGGGGGCGGGACAACGCCAUGUCGCUCAGCGCCAUCGGACCAAUCAACAACUUCACCAGGACCCUGCUGGACCAGCAGCAUUUGAUCUUCACCUAAUCGUCAUUUCCCCCCCGAUCUUAAGCUUCCCUAAACUUUCGACCCGUGGGUAUCUCAUUGAAACAUCACAGAGUUUCAUUUAAUCUCUUCCGGUUAUUUCUGUUUUUUUUCUUCUUACAAAUAGUUUGAAUGGAAGUUGAAGGACAUGGAACUGGCGUGGCAAAAAAAUACAGCAACUUAUAAGCGUUUGAAUUAUUAUCUUUAAACCUUUGAGUCUCGACUAAGCAGGGGGUCAGUUCAACAAUUAGGAAACUAAUUAUUCACUUCCUGACUUCCAUUCGCCGCCGGUUCCAAUCCCUUCUCCUUCCACGAAUUCCAUUUUUUCCUCACAACACAGUGGCUGGCUCUUAACUUUUCCCCCCCAAACAUCGAGAAUUUAGUUAAACAUAUGCAACUCUCUUUUUCGUUUCUCUACGUAUAGUGUGAUGUGCCAUUUUCUAUGUCGUGCCAAAAAAAACAAAAAAACAAAAAGAAGUUGCUUCUCAAACAU